Gavialis gangeticus (Gharial) is the source of this 1747-nucleotide messenger RNA. It is a transcript of the gene CARS2, whose product is annotated as cysteinyl-tRNA synthetase 2, mitochondrial (putative). The record is from RefSeq and is a predicted model, not a curated record. Lineage: Eukaryota; Metazoa; Chordata; Crocodylia; Gavialidae. Bases 167 to 1636 code for a protein of 489 amino acids. Gene Ontology annotation, cellular component: cytoplasm. The transcript has 15 exons. Gene Ontology annotation, biological process: cysteinyl-tRNA aminoacylation. Gene Ontology annotation, molecular function: ATP binding; cysteine-tRNA ligase activity.
GGCCGGGGUGCCGCCGCCGCUGCCGCAACUCACGGGCUGCGUCUGUUGCAGGUACAGCUGCGGGCCCACCGUGUACGACCACGCGCACCUGGGCCAUGCCUGUUCCUAUGUUAGAUUUGAUAUUAUUCGAAGAAUUCUAACUAAAUUUUUUGGAAAUGAAGUCAUCAUGGUGAUGGGGAUAACGGACAUAGAUGACAAAAUAAUUAAAAGAGCCAAUGAGAUGAAUAUAUCACCGCCAGCUCUUGCUCGUAUUUAUGAAGAAGGCUUUAAACAAGAUAUGGCUUCGUUAAAGGUUCUUCCACCUACAAUAUAUAUGAGAGUGACUGAAAACAUUCCUCAGAUAAUUUCUUUUAUAAAACAAAUAAUUGCUAAUGGACAUGCCUAUGCAACCGCCAAAGGCAAUGUUUAUUUUGAUGUCAGAUCUUGGGGAAACAAAUAUGGAAAGCUGACUAGUAUUUAUCCUGAUGCACAAGAAGAAACAGCUGAUACUGAUAAGCAACAUGUCCAAGAUUUUGCCCUGUGGAAGGCAGCCAAACCUCAAGAAAUUUUUUGGGCUUCUCCCUGGGGGAAAGGAAGACCUGGCUGGCAUAUUGAAUGCUCAACCAUAUCAAGUACAGUGUUUGGAAACCAACUGGACAUCCAUACUGGUGGCAUAGAUCUUGCUUUUCCUCAUCAUGAAAAUGAAAUUGCACAAUGUGAGGCUUAUCAUCAAUGUGAACAAUGGUGCAAUUAUUUUCUACACUCUGGGCACUUGCACGUUAAAGGAAAUCGAGAAAAAAUGUCAAAAUCAUUAAAAAACUACGUUACAAUUAAGGCUUUCUACAACUUAAAUUUAAAACUCAUGUGGAACUUUACUUGUAUGCCUCCUGAAAAAUUCAAGGAUUUUCUGAAGAAGUUUUCCUCGGAUGAGUUCAGAAUGUUUUGUUUGCGCAGCAAUUACAGAUCAGCAACUGAAUUUAGUGAUGAGAGCAUGGAUGAUGCAAAGAACCUCCUUUGGGCAAUUUCUUCUUUUAUUAAUGAUGCAAAUACUUAUAUAAAAGGACAGCUGGUGUGUGAGCCCAUUAGAGAAGAUGUAUUGUGGGAGAGGCUAGCCAACACAAAAGUGAAUGUGAAGGCUGCAUUUGCAGAUGACUUCGACACCUCCAGGGCUGUUUCUGCAAUUAUGGACCUCAUUCACCAUGGCAACAGACAGCUUAAGGCUGUUACUAAGGAAGUUGAAUCCCCUAGAAGCCCGAUUGUGUAUGCAGCCAUAAUCUCCUAUAUUGAAAACCUUUUUAACACAUUUGGAAUAUCUCUUGGAGAAAGACAGGUUAUUUCGGAAGAAAGAAGUCCAGUCAUGCUCUCUGGUGUGAUUGAUGAGCUAGUAAAUUUCCGUAUCAAGGUGCGCAAUUAUGCUCGUGUGGUGCCUGAAGCAACAGAGGUAGAAAGUACUGUGCAAUCCCAGGAAGCCAAACUGGAAGAGAGAGAAAAGAGACGGCUGUUAUUACUGGAGAGGGAGCCCCUUCUGGAGGCUUGUGACAACCUGCGUCGGGACCUUGCUGCAUUUGGAAUCAACAUAAAGGACAGGGGGGCUACUUCUACGUGGGAAGCUGUGGAUCAAAGAAGAGAACAGCAAAGAACUGAAAGAGAGAGAUGAUUUAGCACAGGACGUGCUUGGACUGAUCGUAUGACAUUGGUCACUUCAGGAACGGAUGUAGAUAUUAACUAUUUCCAAAUAAAAACUUCAGAAAGGAACUGCAAACUACAA